AAGUUCAAAGACGAUGCUUAUUGCUUCCCUUACUCGAUCGGGCCAUGCGGAGAGAGCUCCAGUAACACCGAUGACGUUGUAUAUCGGACGACCAUGGUCUGAUGAGCUCCUAGACUAGCUUCGGUGAAAAGAAAAGAAAAGAAAGAAAGGAAAAAGAAAUAUUUUUUUGGUGACCUUUCCCUUUCCCUCUCUCCGGUGAUCCUCAUUCCAUAUACCCGUUGUAAUCUGUUAUAUCUUUCAAUUCACUAUCAUUCUUAUCCAAUAAGGCAACGUCAUGUUGUGUGAGAUAUCCGGGUUGGAUGACCGUCACCCCACUUGUUGUCUUUGAAACCCUGGUCCAGAUCUUUUGACUACUAUAAGAACUGUCCUGAGUCUCACCCUCUGCAUAUCUCAUAUCCUCAUCACUUCCCUCCUUCAAGCUCACACCCCAAAUCUUCUCUUUUUCUUGUUUUCCCUUUCCCUUUUCCAAGAUCCACAAAGUCAAAAUGUCUAUUCCUGAGAUGCAAUGGGCUCAAGUCGCCGAGCAGAAAGGCGGUCCGCUCAUCUAUAAACAAAUCCCCGUCCCCAAGCCCGGACCAGAUGAGAUACUUGUCAAGGUUCGCUACUCUGGCGUUUGCCAUACCGACCUUCACGCCUUGAAGGGGGACUGGCCCCUCCCCGUGAAGAUGCCGCUGGUGGGUGGACAUGAGGGAGCUGGUGUUGUCGUCGCCAGGGGUGACCUGGUGACUGAGUUCGAAGUUGGCGACCAUGCUGGUCUCAAGUGGCUCAAUGGGUCUUGCCUUGCUUGUGAAUUCUGCAAACAAGCCGAUGAGCCCCUCUGUCCUCAUGCGUCGCUGUCUGGCUACACAGUCGACGGAACUUUCCAACAGUACGCCAUCGGUAAGGCCACUCACGCCUCGAAGCUUCCGAAGAAUGUUCCUCUCGAUGGUGUCGCCCCCGUCCUGUGUGCGGGUAUCACGGUAUAUAAGGGAUUGAAAGAAGCCGGCGUUCGACCGGGCCAGACCGUCGCCAUCGUUGGUGCUGGCGGUGGCCUCGGCUCUUUGGCGCUGCAGUACGCGAAGGCAAUGGGCAUCCGUGUGGUGGCCAUCGACGGCGGAGAAGAGAAGCAAGCCAUGUGCCAGCAAUUGGGAGCGGAGGCAUACGUCGACUUCACCAAGACCCAAGAUCUCGUUGCAGACGUCAAAGCCGCUACCCCUGAAGGCCUAGGUGCCCAUGCGGUCAUCCUUCUCGCCGUUGCCGAGAAGCCCUUCCAGCAGGCUGCCGAAUACGUCCGCUCGCGUGGUACCGUCGUCGCUAUUGGCUUGCCCGCCGGCGCCUUCCUCAGGGCUCCUGUUUUCAAUACUGUGGUCCGCAUGAUCAACAUCAAGGGUAGCUAUGUCGGUAACCGUCAAGAUGGCGUCGAGGCAGUUGACUUCUUUGCUCGCGGUCUGAUCAAGGCUCCAUUCAAGACUGCACCAUUGAAGGAUCUUCCGAAGAUCUUUGAGCUCAUGGAGCAAGGCAAGAUUGCCGGUCGUUAUGUGCUCGAAAUCCCCGAGUAA
This is a messenger RNA of Aspergillus alliaceus, 1538 nucleotides long. RefSeq names its product zinc-dependent alcohol dehydrogenase. The transcript is spliced from 3 exons. NCBI's taxonomy places the organism in Eukaryota, Fungi, Ascomycota, Eurotiomycetes, Eurotiales, Aspergillaceae. Gene Ontology annotation, molecular function: oxidoreductase activity; zinc ion binding. The record is from RefSeq and is a predicted model, not a curated record. The coding region runs from base 486 to 1538 and encodes 350 amino acids.